AUGCCUCUUCUAGUCUCACAUGCAAAAGUUGACCACGUCGAUGCCCUCACCGGGCGCCUCGCAGCAGUUGAACUGAAAGAAGAAGAAGAAGCAAGAAACCCAAGAUGUUUCAACCUAUUCGCACCUUACCUCGAGGAAGGCUCGCCCCGUUUUGUGGAACAUUUGACUCGAAAAUUAAUUCCAAAAAGACUCAGCAGUUUGCGACAAAUUCAUCAACUCCUGGUGGACGAAUCUUGCCCGCUCUACCGGGCCGGACGGGAAUUCCAGGUAAAGCAUGGGAUCUCGGAGGCAAGCUUCCAGAAUUGGAAAGAACUGGUGUGUGGAUGGCUGGACUUCCCGGUGAUUCUGUUACUCAACCCCAGUCCAUUUGACGUACUGGGGUAUGAGCAAAUGUUUCAAAAAUCGCCGACGCUGGGGUGGUUGGAGAAAAACCUGGAGGUGAUGAAGCUUGAGCUACAUAACGUGAUCGUAGUGGACACGUUUCAAAUGGUCUCAGAUGAAUUGCUGGAGUCAAAGCGGUCCGCAGAAGAUCGGUCUGAGUUGGUGACGGACUCGUUGGAGCACAGGUGGACGUGCCUACGGUACAUCCCACUGCAGAUUGUUAUUUCGUGCCAGUGCAGCAGCAAAGCCAGGAACGAGAAGUGGGAAUCUUCUGGGGGCCUUAGGGCGGAGGAGCUGUCCUCUUCGGAAGCCGGGGCGCGACAGGAACUGGUCAAGAUGAUGGAUGUCGACGGGCAUCAGAUGAUGGAAGGGGUGCUGAAGAAGUUGUUCACGAAAGUUCUGGGAACAUUCGGGCGGUGGAAAGAGCGGCGGCUGGCCAAACGGAGGGAGGCGGCCCGGGCAGAGGUUAUCCUGGUGAAGGAGAGUGUUAGAGAUGGGAUGAAAUUGUUGAUGAAGCAGAUGCAGUUGUUUGGCCAGAUCUGUAGGCAGGAGUGUAAAAAAGAUGCCGAAUUAUCAGAGGCAGCGAAGAGGGUGGAGGAAUGGCGCAAGCAGAUAGAGGAUUGGGCGGGUGAGAUGGAUGACUGA
Aspergillus welwitschiae is the source of this 1026-nucleotide messenger RNA. RefSeq lists its product as uncharacterized. Bases 1 to 1026 code for a protein of 341 amino acids. NCBI's taxonomy places the organism in Eukaryota, Fungi, Ascomycota, Eurotiomycetes, Eurotiales, Aspergillaceae. The transcript has a single exon. The record is from RefSeq and is a predicted model, not a curated record.